GGACAGAACAGAUCUAGCUCCUCAGCCACGGCCGACGCCGCCGGAACCGUGGUUCGCCGCCGAUCUGCCGCCUCCUCCCGCCGCCGGCUUCCCCGGCCGCCGCCUCCUCCUCCAGCCGCCGGACCACUGGUGACGCCGCCUCCCCCGGCCUCCACCCCCCCCCACCCCCGACCGCCGCCGCCGCCUUCCCCUGCACUGCAGCCAGCUCGCCUCCCCGCCCGCCCCCGGCCUGCCCCGGCCAGCUCUCCUCCCCCGGCAGUGGCUGUCGUCGCAUUCACGAUCUAAAUCAGAAUAGGAGAGAUUGGAAGUGAUAGCUGCUUACCAUUGAGUCUUGACUCCCUUUUGUUGUUGUCACAAUGUCGGGCCUGCUGAAUUCAAACCUGAACAAUUCUGCAUCAAAUCUUCAAGAUUCAACCGGAAGGCCAUUUACAGCAUCCUUUUCUGGUCAAUCUGGAUCAGUUUCAGGGGGUUUCCAUCACUCUGGCUUGCACAACAUGCAUCCAAAUUUUAAUCUGCCACUUGCUCAGAGGAAUGCUGCCAUGAGUGGCCUUCCAUCCUCUGGGGUUCAACAGCCUGGAGGGAGCAUAUCUGGGAGAUUUAGUUCAGCCAACCUCCCAGUUGGGAUGUCUCAGAUUCCUCAUGGGCAUUCAGGAGUCAGUGGUAGAGGAAUGAAUGUUGGCGGAGGUCCAGCAUUUAGUAGUAGUCUGAAUAUCGGUGGUACCAUUCAAGGCUUAUCAUCAAACUUGGGUGCUGGUGGUAGCCGGAAUUCUGUUCCUGGGAUGUCAGUAUCUCCAUCUUUGGGAAAUUUGGGUCCUAGGAUCACUGGUUCUGUAGGAAAUAUUGUGGGUGGAAGUAACAUUGGAAGGAAUAUAAGCUCUGGUGGUUUAUCUGUUCCAAGCAUAGCAUCACGCAUGAAUUUGAGUGGCAAUGUUGGCAGUGGCGGUCUAAAUGUCCAAGGAUCCAGCAGGAUGAUGAAUGGCAUUCUUCAGCAAGGAUCACCUCAAAUGAUGAACAUGAUGGGAAGUUCAUAUCCGACAUCUGGAGGUUCAUUAUCUCAGAACCAAAUACAAGGAGGAAAUAAUUCCCUUGGUUCCAUGGGGAUGCUGCAUGAUGCCAGUGACAAUGCUCCAUUUGACAUGAAUGAUUUUCCCCAAUUGACUGGUCGGCCUAGUUCUGCUGGUGGCCCACAAGGACAAUAUGCAGGCUCACUACGGAAGCAAGGAGUUGGUGUUAACACCAUUGUUCAGCAAAACCAGGAAUUCAGCAUUCAAAAUGAAGACUUCCCAGCUUUACCUGGAUACAAAGGUAGCACUUCAGAUUAUGCUAUGGAGUUGCAUCACAAGGAACAACUUCAUGACAAUAUACCUGUUAUGCAAGCACAGCAAUAUCCAAUGUCAAGGUCAGUCGGCUUUAAUUUAGGAAGUAACUACCCAUCAAAUCGUCAGCAACACCAGCAAGGUGCUAAUUCAGUUCAGAAUGCUGGUCCCCAAAAUAUCGGGCUAAGACCGCUAAAUUCUCCAAGUCAAACGUCUAGUUUGGGAUCAUACGAGCAACUUAUCCAGCAAUACCAGCAACCUCAGACUCAAAAUCCUUUCAGAUUGCAGCAGGUGUCUUCAGCUACACAGUCAUAUAGGGAUCAAAGUGUAAAGUCCAUCCAGGCAGGGCAAACACCACCUGAUCCAUAUGGCUUGAUGGGAUUGCUGGGGGUUAUCAGGAUGAAUGAUGCUGACUUAGCAUCUCUUGCUUUAGGAAUAGAUUUGACAACGUUGGGUUUAAACUUAAACUCACCAGACAAUCUGUACAAGACAUUUGGCUCUCCUUGGUCAAAUGAUCCAGCAAAAGGAGAACCUGAGUUUCAUAUUCCAGCCUGCUACUCUGCUGAGCAACCUCCACCGCUGCAGCCUAUACAUUAUCAGAAGUUCCAGACAUUAACGCUAUUUUACAUCUUCUAUAGCAUGCCAAGGGAUGAAGCUCAGUUAUGUGCUGCCAAUGAGUUGUAUAGUCGAGGAUGGUUUUACCACAAAGAAGUGCGGUUGUGGCUCACCAGAAUUCCAAAUGUUGAGCCUCUUGUCAAAACUCCUCACUAUGAACGAGGAUCUUAUGGUUGCUUUGACCCAAACAACUGGGAGACAAUCCGCAAGGACAACUUUGUUCUCCAUUAUGAUCAAAUAGAGAAGCCAGCCAUCCCUUCAUCCCAAAAUGUUAGGUGAAACAUUUCUGGGACAGUGAUAACUCUGAAGCUAGACCAUGCCGAUCUACAGAGGGGAGACUGCAGAACAAAAGCAUGAAUGCUUAGCCCUUGUAAUUAAAUUAAAGUGGUGAAGGUUUCCUUUAAUCGUUUGGAGCUUACAUCAAAAUUUCCUUAGAACUAAACUUUUAGGAGUAAGUCUUAUACAGCUUCUUUGUCAGUAAUGCUUUUGGUGACCAAAGUUAGUUGGAAGAUUCCGUUAAAGCUGGAUUGAUUAAUAGAUAGAUGAUAACUAGAUGGAUAGGCACACAAAUUGGGCCGGGUAGAAUUUUAUUGGAGUGUUUGUUUUGCUACCCUACCAAGAGGAGUAGCAAUUCAAAUUAUAGAGUUAUUGCCUUGUGUAACCUUUUUUUUUUUCUGUCCAGCUGACUAGGAACCUGAAAUGAAAUGAUAUAGCUAAAAAUUGUGAAGUGAGAAUUGGUUAUAGUUCA
Messenger RNA from Oryza brachyantha (malo sina), 2679 nucleotides. Its product is annotated as probable NOT transcription complex subunit VIP2. Bases 357 to 2210 code for a protein of 617 amino acids. The record is from RefSeq and is a predicted model, not a curated record. Gene Ontology annotation, biological process: regulation of DNA-templated transcription; nuclear-transcribed mRNA poly(A) tail shortening. NCBI's taxonomy places the organism in Eukaryota, Viridiplantae, Streptophyta, Magnoliopsida, Poales, Poaceae. The transcript is spliced from 15 exons. Gene Ontology annotation, cellular component: CCR4-NOT core complex; P-body.